Serpula lacrymans var. lacrymans S7.9 is the source of this 887-nucleotide messenger RNA. It is a transcript of the gene phl1, whose product is annotated as fungal mating-type pheromone-like peptide. NCBI's taxonomy places the organism in Eukaryota, Fungi, Basidiomycota, Agaricomycetes, Boletales, Serpulaceae. The transcript is spliced from 3 exons. The record is from RefSeq and is a predicted model, not a curated record. The coding region runs from base 360 to 491 and encodes 43 amino acids.
AUGGUAAUGAUCGAGAUCCAUUUUGUGUCCUUAUUGUUAACAUGUAUGAAGAACAGUAUCACAGAUGCGGUGAAGAGUUCCGGUUAUCACAACUCAUCCACUUGCUUUGUUACUCUGUCUCACCCCACAAAAUCCCCAAAAAUGCUGAAGACAAUUGGAAACUGCGUUAAAUCUGGCGGACAAAUCGUCCCGGAUAUCACUCGUCCAUAAGCCAUUUCUAAGCGGGGCUGGUUUAUAAAAGGAUGAACGGUCAGUACAGAUUUUCUUCAAGUUCAACAGCACUUCUUCGCUCUUCCAGCAGUUGUACCUUCUUCGACACACUUCCUCGCCUUCUAACCAUCCUCCGCUCUUAUAAAUCAAUGGAUUCCUUCACUGCCAUCGCAACCUACUUCACCACAUCCAAGGCUGAGGAAACCAACCUUGCACCUGAUGUUCCCACCGAUGAGGACUCUGGAAGCUCUGGAGGCAACUCCUACUGUGUCGUCGCUUAAAGUGACAUUAAUUGACGCACCUGCUACUUUCAUCCUAUCUAAUGUCAUAACAAUCAUUAUGCCACUUCGACUUUCGACUUCUUGGAUCACGACACACUCGCGAGAGUGUCAAUUCAGGACCUCUUUGCUAGAAAUGCGAUAGCAUCAUUUUUCCACAUUUGUACAUCAUGACCAGCAUCAUUCGCUCUCACUAUACCUUCGUUCUUAUUCCUGGCUGUUGUUUUAUUAUUUGAUUCUGGGAGGUCAUCUGUAUUUUGGGUAGAGGAGAUGUUGGGCUGUAUUGAGAUUACCAUUAGUUAUAUCAUUAUUACCUGGAUAUAUAUUGUUCAUUUCGGGUGACAUACUAGUGAAAUUAUUGACAAAUCGAAAGGAAAAUAUGUCUGAGUGAUGUAGUGA